GUCUCGACUACUAUCGUUUUGACUACGGUAUGCAACGGCCAACUCCUUGAGUGCGGAUACACCCAGCAAAGCCGCCAGGCAACUUGAGGCGCUCAUGAUGCCUUGCUUGGCUUGAGCUCCAUUGCACUCCUUUCUCUAUGGUACAAACCAUCACCAAUGGUACCCAGCUCCAAACAUGCCUCUUGAAGAUGGAUUCACCGCCCCGAGAAUUUGGAUUGAAUGUAUCCACACAACGUGCAAGCAACUCUUUCCGUGCUUUGGCUGCAUAGUAGCUGCUUCUGCCGAGACUGGCUUGUGUGCUUAUACUGUCAUGAGCGUCACCUCCGCCGCCUCUGUUUGGAUUGUGCUACAGUGAGUGUCUGAGACUGCAUGGUACUGAGACGCUAAGUUGCUAGCUAGUGUAGAUGGAUCUUGAUGGUCCGCCCAAAGUCAUCGUUUCUCCAAGUUGUGCUCCCAGCCGACCUUUCCCCCUCUGACUUCCACGCUGUGAGGUCCACGCUGGCAGUAAUUAUUUCGGGUUCCGGCCACAAAAAGACGAGCCUUUUCCAUCAAACAACAAUCAAACACGCUCCAAGUCUGCAGAUUCGAUUCUCUUAUUAUACUUGUACGCUGUACGAACCUUCAGACGAUGAGCAGUAAUCAUGACCUGCCACUGCUAAUAGCAGUACCGGUAUCAUCGCCAUCACUAGACCUGGCAUCAUCUGUGUCGAACCCAACGGCGGCGACGCCAUCGACUGCACCAACGGCAAACUUGUUUUCGACGCCAGGUUCUGGCGCGACGGCGUCCUUCGCCCCCACCGGCAGAGACAACAAAGCUUUGGGUCAAGUCAAAACAGAAGCGAAUUUGAUUCUUCAAAAGUCACUGCUACUACAAGGCAGCGGUUCCCCGUACACGUGGGAGUCUCUCAACGAUCUUCAACAGGCCAGUAUGGCGUUUAUUAUCAACGAGGGCAUUGUGGAUUGCUUCUCUCGGGGACAAGACAGGAACAAACGGAUCGCCCAUGGUGUGCUAGGAAUAGACAAGGUUGACGCAAAGGACGGCAAGAUGACUUGUACCAUCCCGGGCCAAGCCAUUUGCCGGGAUUUGCACCAGUUUGUUCGAAAAAAUGGCGAUGCUAUUAAAUCGACGGGAAAUUGGAGCACGAACUUUGACGGUGAGUCAUAUCAACAGUUUCGAUCCGACAACAAAGAGCUGUGGGGGGAUGGGCGAGAACGGAAAGGAAAGUCAUGCACAUUGUUUACGCUCAAUCACCAUAUCGAACCAAUUCUGCGACCCCAAGCGGAAUUUUCUAUGGUGUGUGCUUUUGUUGUGAGCUCUUUAAUGAUUCACUACCGUCAAGUCAUCCACCCCCAAGGAGAAACCCCCGUUUCGAGUCCGACUACCACAGGUACACGUACAAGCCCAUUGUCGUGGUCCAACAUUGCGAAUAAGACGUCUGGCAACCAAGGAAGCAAACCAGCUCGAUGGCAGAAAGCUAUGAAGAGUGCAUUGACCAAGGUUGGCAUGCGUCGAAAGGCGCGUGAUAACAGCGCUCUGACAACUAGUCCAGGCAGUUCACCCGGGAGGUCACCCGCCCGUGCACCCGUCGCCGUUUUGGCCAAUGACACUAUGAUAGAAACGAAGGCUGGAAACUUCACGCUCAACAUCGGACGCUACAUGCGACAUAGUCUAACCGCCAAGGAAAAGUACGAAACUAUAUUCGAGGGCAAGGGAUUUGUCUUCGAGGACGUUCUGAAUGGUCUCUUGAGCUUGAGCAACACCAGUGCCCCCCGCCAAGGCUGGAUCGACAUCGCCCAAGAUGAAACUCCCGAAUACUUCUAUAAAGAGGUGAAGAAACAUCUCCAGCAUGGUGCCCUAUGCGCUCAUGUCCGUCUUUAUGAGGGUUAUGAACAAAGUACUAUGUGUGUCAAGGAUCGACCUCGGAUGAAUUUCACCGACGAUUAUCACUUUGUCGCCAUAAUUGGAGUUCGCCAAACUGGAGACAACCUGCAUGGUGGCGUUUUGUUCCUUGCGCAAGAUUCACUUGGCCGACCAUUCAAGACUAUCAGUCUCGAAUUGCUGAGAGCGAUGCGACCAACACGAACAAUACUAGAAUUCAUACCCAACAACGCAGGGAUCGAGAUGCCCAAAGACUCUGUCUUUGAUCUAAGUCCAGAAGACAUCGUCACUGCUGGAGGGCUAAAACUCAAGAAGAGUGACUUUCCUCGUUGCCAGGAUGGCCCGAUUUCUGAAGAAGAACGGCAAGAACAGAAGGAAAAACGAGAGAAUCUGAAAGCCCUCCUAGACCCCGACUACCUCCCCGAAUGGUCGCGAGCCCUUAGAAGCAACCGCUGAAGUCAACCCCAAGCAAUGGACGUAGAGUUCGCUUGGCUUGACGAUGGAGGAAGCAGACAUAUGGUCGUGGUGGUGUCGGCUUAGUUUACGGCUUGAAGACUACGCUGUACUCAAAAUGAUUGAAUGCGCAUGCUAAUGAACAGAACAAUAAUAUGUAAUGGGACCAAGCUCUUCUGCAAGAGAGUCAUG
Seminavis robusta is the source of this 2524-nucleotide messenger RNA. The record is from the annotation of a GenBank genome assembly. NCBI's taxonomy places the organism in Eukaryota, Bacillariophyta, Bacillariophyceae, Naviculales, Naviculaceae.